AUGUCAACUGACGAAGUUACUAUUAUUGUGGUCAGUGUCCUCUGUGUCCUGAUUGUCAUCGCCGCCAUUGUUGCUGUUUCUAUUUAUUUUUGUUGUCGAUCUAAAAAUCGACGAAAACCUGGCAGAUACGAAUUGCCUGCUCCUGAGUCGAACCACAGCCAAUCAUCCCCAAGUCAUCAAGAUGAGCCAGCUCCCAAACCGUUACCCAAAGUUGGGUCCUCGGGAUUGUGGAUGUCGAAGCCUAUAAUGCAUACCCAGGGUCCGAAUGACGCCUACCACCAGUUAAAACCGAACGGGGUUAGGAAAGAACCUGUGAUGAUGCGAGAAAUUUUGUCAACUCCUAACGUCAAUCAACCGACAAGCGGGUAUAUAUAUCAAGGUAAUCUCCGGAUGUACCACAGUCAACAAUUUCCGGGCUUGGUUAGCGGAUAUGGUGAACAUCGAGGAGCCUAUUAUAAUGAGGCUUUUAUUUAUCCAACCUAUGUUGACGCAAGGCUGUCUCAUCGAAGCAGUAUGAGGUUUCUUGAAGCAAGUGGUUAUUACACAACGGAAGAAUUGUCUCGAGAAAAUCAUAAUCGAGAUGUUUUAUAUCAUCAGAGGCAGCGUAAUUCAUCGGAACUAAGAGAAUCCAGACACAGCAGCUUCCUUCGAGAAGACAGUGCGAAACCGUCGCGAUUCCAACAAAAAUCACCCCAAGAAAGAAAAUCUAGAUCCAAUGAAUCCGCAGCGAAUUCGCGGUCGUCUUCCAAAAACAAAAGCGCCACUGCUUCGACAGCCAGCGGCGCCGAAUCCGUCAUCGAAAGGCCAAACAUUCAAGAAGCGAACAGAUCUUCCGUCGUAUCCUCUGCUCCCGCCAUCGAUAAAGUAAGCGAAUCAAUAGAAAGCAGAACUGAAGAGAAACCUGAGGACUUUAGGACACAAGCCGAUGGUAAAACGAAAGCUGAAAUAGCCACUCCUUCAACAUCUACCCACGUCGAACCUGAUAACAGUUCUCUGGAUCAUUUAAACCUAGCACCUGAACAGCGAGACAUUCCAUCCGAUCAGCAGAGCUAUGUAGAUAGCGUCAGCGAUGUUACAGAUCUGGAAAGUAAAGGUCAGAAAAUCACAACACAAGCUUUUGAAUUCUUAGAUACUUAUAUAUCUGAUGCUGAUGAUGAUAUGGAUCGAUCGAAAUAUUAUUCAGGCAAAUCCUAG
Molecule: messenger RNA, 1194 nt
Organism: Acanthosepion pharaonis
Lineage: Eukaryota; Metazoa; Mollusca; Cephalopoda; Sepiida; Sepiidae
Source: the annotation of a GenBank genome assembly